Lates calcarifer (barramundi perch) is the source of this 2144-nucleotide messenger RNA. It is a transcript of the gene cnpy3, whose product is annotated as canopy FGF signaling regulator 3. Lineage: Eukaryota; Metazoa; Chordata; Actinopteri; Centropomidae. Gene Ontology annotation, molecular function: signaling receptor binding. Gene Ontology annotation, cellular component: endomembrane system. The record is from RefSeq and is a predicted model, not a curated record. The transcript is spliced from 6 exons. Bases 153 to 1028 code for a protein of 291 amino acids.
CCCAAAGCGGAAGUCGAGCACCUGCAACUCUGGUCCAGCCGCGAUGAGACAGAGAAGGAUGUGAAAAGAGCAAAAAUAACGGUUCUCCGCAGGGUUUUAAAACCACAGAACAACAGUUAAAGUCAGAUAAAGAUUCAGCGAGAGCCGACGAUAUGAUUUUAGCGGCGUAUUUGUCGUUUUUCUUGAUAUUUUCGUCGGUGGGAGCAGCUAAGAACGCAGGAGACGAUGAUUGGGUUCAUCUCCCUAAUAAAUGUGAAGUCUGUAAGUUUGUCAGUAUUGAGAUGAAGUCAGCGUUCACUGAGACGGGGAAGACCAAAGAAGUCAUCGACAGGAACUACCGCUUCAUCGAUGGGAAGGGGGCGCCGCCGAUCAUAUACAACAAGUCAGACCUCAGAUUCAUCGAGGUUGUAGAAAAUGUGUGUCAGAGGCUGCUGGAGUACAAUCUGCACAAGGAGAGAACCGGCAGCAACCGCUUUGCCAAGGGUAUGUCAGAGACCUUCUCCACCCUUCAUGGUUUGGUGAGUAAAGGCGUGAACGUGGUGAUGGACAUCCCCUACGAGCUGUGGAACGAGACGUCAGCAGAGGUGGCCGACCUCAAGAAACAGUGUGAUGUGUUGGUGGAACAGUAUGAGGACGUGAUUGAGGACUGGUACAAAGGAAACCAAGAGGAAGAUCUGACCACUUACCUGUGUGAGAAACAUGUUCUCAAAGGACAGGACACAGCCUGUCUGGACGAGGAGUGGACGCCAAGGAAGAAGGGAGAGCAGGCAGCCAUCGCCGAGGACAAGAAGAAGAAGAAGCAGAAGAAGAAGAAGGGAGGGAAGAAGGGAAAGGGCAAGGGCGAGGAGGAAGGAGAGGGAGGAGACGGCAGCUCGGAUGGAGAGAAGGCAGCCAAGAAGAAGAAGGAGAAGAAGGUGAAGAAGAAGAAAAAGAGCAAAGUUACGGUGGAGAAGACGGAUGGAGGGGUGUCGUCCGAUGAGGAGAUCCAGCCUCAGGUGCCUCUGUCUGGGCAGAAGACGGAGUUGUGAGUCCUGGUCUCGGCCUGGACCCGGAUCAAAAACUAAGUUCUUAGUAAAAACAGUCUGCAGCUUCUGGAAACGUGGUGAGCUGAGGUUGAGAUGAGAUGUUGUACUGUUCCACCUGCGGUUCUAAAGCCUUUUCUUUCCGUUUUGGUUGCUCUGAAACACCUGGUUGUUUCUUUGUAAGAAAUCAGCUGUGGCCUCAAGAAUUUGAACCAUUUAUCCAAACUAUGAAAUACACUGGAGACCAUGUCACCAACAUACAGAGUUCAAACCUGUGAAUAUCAGUGAAAGGACUGAUGAAUUGGGAGAACUUGCCCCCUCUUUAUUUCUGUCUCUCUCAGUUGAAUGCAGUUAGUGAUUUGCAGUCUGGAUUUCAUGCUGUACGUCUUCAUAAUGUGAAUUUGUGUGUGUUUAUUUCCUCUGUGCUGUUUGAAACGUCUCAGAUUUACUGUUAAUAUUCAUUCCAACUGAAAACAAAGACACCUUUUCAGUCGUGUGUUGAGUUCUUCUUUUUACGACCUCUGGAAACGCUCCGAUUGUGUUGGUUAUGAUUUCACUUCAUGGAUUGUCGGCAUUCCUGUACCAUCAUGAUAAAGUGAUAUAUUAUUGAACCGUCUUAGAUCAGAUUCUCCUAAUAUUUGUAAUAUUCCUCAGUGUUUUAUAUCAGCAGAGGAAACUGACUCUCCAGAAUUUGUACCUUUUCAUCAUUUCAUUCGGUGCAGAAUAGAUGAUUACAUUUUCUGUAUUUUUGUUGCAGAGAAGCCAUGUUUCAGUGAAAUUCCCCUUUAAUGAGUAAAUACAUCAUGUACUUUUCCUAAAGGUCAGUGAUUUGUGUUGCUGUAAUUUUUUAAUGUUCUAAUUUUACAUUUAUUUAGUUUUUUUGUGUUCGCUGUACAAAAGCUGCUAUUUAAGGGGUGUGUGUGUGUGUGUUUGUGUUGGGCUCCUGUGCUGAAAAUGAAGGUUCCUGUGUGUGUGUGUGUGUGUGUUGCAUUUUCUCAAGUGUGUGUGUUUCUACAAAUUUUUAUUCUGAAGUAAAAUGCUGGCUGUGUUGUAUCAAAGUUGCUUUUUGAAAUCACAAGCAGACACAUCAGUGGAUCAAUAAACACAGGUUUGAAAACUCAA